AUGAGGCCAAACCACCAGCCAUAUAGACCGCAUCCCAAUGCUCGAGGCGGUCCAAACAUGAACCCUCGAUACAACAAUACCCAGCAACGACCAUACAGUGGCUAUCCAAACCCUCCUCAUCAGCACCGGCAUCAAAACCAUCACCAACACCAACACCAGCAUCAGCAUCAGCACCAGCACCAACACCAGCACCAGCAGCCCGGAUCGAGCCCCGCGCUCUCCCACACGAACCCGGCUACUCCUCAGAUGGCUCCCGUGCCCCUGACAAACCCGCAGAUGCAGGCCCAGCAGUAUGGUGCUUAUCCGCAGCCCAUGGCAGCUCAACAAGUAAUUCAACAUCCUUUCCCUCCUCGUCCUCCUUCUACCAAGUCUCACAGCAAACGCCGCUCUUCUUAUCAAAAAAAGCACUAUUCUUCCUCCCAUUAUACACCUGCUCCUCCCUAUCAUCACUACCCCCAUCACAAUGCCCCGAUUCCUCUUCCUACUCCACCACUACCACCACCUCCUCCUCCCCAACUGACCAAUCAAUCAUAUCAACCCCCUUCUUAUGACCCUCCAUCUCUCCCUUCUCAACCACUACCACUUCCUACUCCUUCACCAAUCUCUACAUUGGAGCGACAGCCACACGAAGAGCAGCAGCAACCUUCUUCUCACAUGUCCCUCUCGCCAGAAAGCGGCAAUUUUGAACAUCUUCUAACAAAAUUCAAAUCUCAGGGCUACCCUCCGUACGAUAACAAUGCCUACUAUUACCCUGGCCAAUAUGGCAUGCAGCCCAUGCCCAUGGUCCCCUCGUCUCCCCGAAAUACUUACGGAAUCCCCCAACAGCCUUAUAUGCCCGGCCACUACGCAGCUCAGCCACACCAGAUGCCACAGGGUGUACCAAUCGCCAGAUCUUCCUCUCAAUUGUCUGCUACUGACCGGCCCGGCAGUAGCCUGAGCCAGGUCCCUCCAGCUCCUGGCCCAGGCGGUCCAGGACACCACCACACAAAUAGCCGUAGUAACAACAAUGGAAGCCCCGUCAACCAGUCCCCGUUCGUCGUCCCAAAGAAGCAAAGCCCUCUGAUCAUCCGUGACCCCAGCAGCGGCUCCGUCGUAAAGCCGUCAAGCUCGCCUGCUCGUGGAUCCGCUUCUCCUGCUAAGCCGGGUGUGACGCCUACUUCCACCCCGCCGCCUCGCACCGCCAGCCGCGGAGAACCAGAUGCUACCGAUACCAAAUCCCAAACCGGAGAGGAGAAGAAGCAGAGCUUCCAGAAUGCUAUUGUUCAGAGUCUUCGGGAGAAGGAAGCUGCUGCUUCCAAGGCCGAGGAAAAGACUGCUGCCGAAAAACCCGCCCCCAAGCCAGAAGCGACCCCCGCCCCAGCUCCCGCUCCAACUCCAGCUCAAUCUGAAGCUCCAGCCCCAGAGCCAGCUCCAACUGCCACUACCACUCCGGCAAAGGAAGAAGAGAAGAAGGAGGAGAAGCCAGUCGUAAACGAACCCGCCAAGGCCGUUGAGGAGGACGAAAUUGAUUAUGAUGCUAUUGAGAGAGAGAUGGCUGAGAUUGAAGCCCGAGAAGCCGCCGCUGAAAAGGCCUACCAAGAGAAGAAGGCCAAGGAGAAGGCCGAAGCAGCUCUCAAGGAAAAAGAGAGAGCUGCCGCCGAGGAGGAGGCGCUCAAGAAAGCUGAGCGCGAAGCUGAGGCCGCCGAGGAAGCACGUAUCAAGAAACUCGAGUCCGGCGAGAACGAGGCAGACAGAAAGGAGCGCGAAUCUCUCUUUGCUUCGCUUAGAGGCAAAUCAGCUACCCCAGCAGAGAGCCCUGCUGUUGCUACUCCCGAGAGCGGCGCCGCAACCCCAGUCUCUGAUACCUCCAUGGGACCACCACAGAAACUUCUGGCCGGUGGUGUUGGAAAGCGUGAGAAACCUGCCUCGCUCAAGCUCGAGACAACCAAGCAGGUUGAACCACCACAGCCUAGUGCCGCCAUGAAAUCUCUGCACUCCGCCCGAUUCCUCGAAGAUCCAAGCAACGUCUGCUACCCACCCUCCAUUGUUUCUCCCAACCCAGCUCUUAACAGCAACGCCCCCGCAGACCGCAAGUUCAAAUACAACAAGGAAUUCUUGCUGCAGUUCCAGAACGUUUUCAAGGAGAAACCCUCCGUCGACUGGGAUGCCCGCGUCCGCGAGACUGUUGGUGAUGGAUCCGCUGAUUCUGCCCGUACCCCCGUACGCACUCCUGGCCCUCGAUCGGGUGCUAGCCGUGGCCCUGCCCAGGGCCCCAUGAUGGGCCACUUCAACCAACCUGUCCGGACACAAACACUACCCCCUGGCUCCGAUCGGUUCCCCGUCAUGAAUGCGCCCCGAGGCUCGUCCAAGGGUGGCAACCCAUUCGGCCAAUUCGGCCCUCUCAACCCCAUGGGUGCCCGAUCUGCUUCUGCUGCUGGUUCACAGCUUGGUGGCUCCCGUAACCCAAGCCACAGAGGUGCUCGCACUGGAAGCAGACAGCAGAAGAAGAAGGAAGAGGAAUUGAGCAAGACAAUGCCUCUGACUGCUAAUGCAGACAUCAAGCCUCUUAACACAUCCACCACCGGUUGGAAGCCACGCAGCAUAGGCCAGAAGGGACCCACCCUCGCUCCAGAUGGCCAUCUACCACCUGAUGUUGUACAGGGUAAGGUCAAGAGUAACUUGAACAAGAUGACACCCGAGAACUUCGACAAGAUAUCCGGCCAAAUUCUCGACAUUGUUGCUCAAUCCAAGGACGAAUCUGAUGGCCGCACCCUCCGACAAGUCAUCCAGCUCGCUUUUGAAAAGGCUACUGACGAAGCUCACUGGGCAUCCAUGUACGCCAAGUUCUGCAUGCGUAUGCACGAGAGCAUGAGCCCUGAAAUCAAGGACGAGAACAUCCGCGACCGCAACGGCACAAUAGUAGCUGGAGGCAGCCUGUUCCGCAAAUACCUACUUAAUCGCUGUCAAGAAGAGUUCGAGCGAGGCUGGAAGGUCAACAUGCCCGAGAAACCCGAGGGUGUCACCGAAGAAGUUGCCAUGAUGUCCGAUGAAUACUACAAGGCUGCGGCUGCCAAGCGACGUGGUCUGGGUCUAGUCAAGUUCAUUGGUGAGCUGUUCAAGCUGGGAAUGUUGACGGAACGAAUUAUGCAUGAUUGUGUUAAGAGACUGGUUGACUAUGACGGUGUACCUGAUGAGGCUGAGGUAGAGAGUUUGGCCAGUUUGUUGAGAACUAUUGGUGCUAGUUUGGAUAGCUCUGAGAAGGGCCAUGCGAUGAUGGAUGCAUACUUCGCCCGUAUCAAGUUGAUGAUGGAUACGACCGAAUUGCAAAGCAGACAUCGCUUCAUGCUUAUGGAUGUUAUUGAUUUACGGAAAGCCAACUGGAUAUCAAAGGAUGCUGACAAGGGCCCCAAGACUAUUGCUGAGAUCAGAGAAGAUGCCGCCCGCGCUCAACAAGAACAAGAAGCCGAAAGAGCCCGCCAACAAGCCAGCAGAGGCGGUGGCGGUGGUAGCGGCCGCAUGCACCUUGGCCGCGGUGACGCCCGUAACUUCAGCGGUUACGGCGCCCAAGUACCCCCACCAGAUUACUCCAACAAAGUCGGCAGCGAUGAUCUACGUCGUCUAAAGACAGGCAGAAGCACAAACCAGCCUGCUUCCUUCAGUCCAUCUGGCCUGCUUGGCUCGAGGAGCGGGAGCGGACGAAGAAACCUAGGACCUGGAGGAAAUCUUGUGCGAGGUGGCGAGGAUAGCGGCGCAAGCAGCCGGACUGGAACACCUCCAGCCGGAAAAGAGAAGAAAGAUGAGUCUUCUCAGAACGCAUUCGGGUGA
This is a messenger RNA of Trichophyton verrucosum HKI 0517, 3804 nucleotides long. RefSeq lists its product as uncharacterized. Gene Ontology annotation, molecular function: translation initiation factor activity; protein binding; mRNA binding. The coding region runs from base 1 to 3804 and encodes 1267 amino acids. The transcript has 3 exons. NCBI's taxonomy places the organism in Eukaryota, Fungi, Ascomycota, Eurotiomycetes, Onygenales, Arthrodermataceae. Gene Ontology annotation, cellular component: eukaryotic translation initiation factor 4F complex. The record is from RefSeq and is a predicted model, not a curated record.